AUGAGUCAACUUACUGCAGUUAGUAGAAUUGUAGAAGAACGAAGGGCUUGGAGAAAAGACCAUCCUCCAGGAUUUAUUGCACGACCAAUAAUGAAAAAAGGACAACCUGAUUUGUUUAAUUGGGAAUGUUUAGUUCCAGGAAAGAAAGGAACAAUAUGGGAAAAUGGUUAUUAUCCAGUAGAAAUGAAAUUUUCUACUGGGUAUCCAGCAUCCCCACCACGUUGUUAUUUACCAGAAGGAUUUUUCCAUCCAAAUGUAUUUCCAAAUGGACAAAUUUGUCUUAGUAUAUUAAAUGAAUCAUACGAUUGGAAACCUACAAUUUCUAUUAAACAAAUUCUUGUUGGAGUACAAGAUUUAUUAGAUAAUCCAAAUAAAGAGUCUCCUGCUCAACAACGUGCAAAUGAUUAUUUUGUUAGAGAUAUUAAAGCAUAUAAGAUGGAAGUAAUAAAACAAAAAGAACAAUAUUUAAAAGAUUCAUUAUAA
Molecule: messenger RNA, 483 nt
Organism: Entamoeba dispar SAW760
Lineage: Eukaryota; Evosea; Mastigamoebida; Endamoebidae
Product: SUMO-conjugating enzyme UBC9, putative
Exons: 1
Coding region: 1-483 (160 amino acids)
Biological process (GO): protein sumoylation
Cellular component (GO): nucleus
Molecular function (GO): SUMO conjugating enzyme activity
Source: RefSeq, a predicted model, not a curated record